AUGUCUGUUAAGAUUCAGUACAAGCAUGGAGGUGACAAUAAGGUGGCUGAUGCAUUAUCCAGGAUGGUAAAUUCUAUCUCGUUCAUGAAGCUAUCCAACGUUCUCUUGGAUGAGCUUAAGAAGUUUGCUGACUUCGACUCCUUUAUCACUAAUAUUCAUGCGAAGGUGGUCAAAGUUGAUCAUCAGAAGCUCUCUGGCCUCUAUCAUCCUUUACGUAUGGCUCGGUUCUUCCCCGUGAAGACGACGAUCAAAGCUUCUGAACUUGCUCAGCUGUUUGUAGACUGGUUAUUCAGUCUCUAUGGUUUGCUAGGUGACAUUGUGAGUGAUCGGGAUCCCAAGUUCACGUCCAAGUUUUGGCAAAUGGUCUUUGAGAAGUUAGAGACUAAGCUGAGUAUGAGUAGUGGUGAGCAUCCACAAUUUGAUGGGCAGAUAGAGUGCAUGAAUCAGCUAUUAGAAGAUAUGCUAAGGUCUUUUGUGGGAAACUUAACUCAACAGGGAGUAUGGGAAAAGUACUUGCCUUUGCUUCAGUUUACUCACAAUAGUGCUCAUCAAUCAACUAUUGGCAUGUCUCCCUUUAUGGCGAUGUAUGGCUAUGAGCCUAGGUCUCUUGUGAGUUUGAAUUUGGCUUUGGUUCGGUCUCUGAAAGGAGGUGGCAGUGCUAAGUUGUGUCCACAGUAUUGUGGGCCUUGGACAAUUUUACAGGGUAUGGGCGAUCUUGCAUACACUUUGGACUUGCCAGCUAGUUUGAAGAUUCAUCCAACAUUCCAUCUUCUCAAGGCUGCCGUAUGUGGCUGGGUUAUGAGGGAGGGGAGAAUGACCACGAACCAUGGGAAUAUUCUACAGAAUAUUCCCAUGGCCUAUGGCUGUAACACCUUAAGGUGUCUCCAGCCAAUGCCACAGAUGCCGAUACAACAAGAUUUUGCGAGGCUUUUCCACGAUGAGCAGAUGAGUGUUUUUAUGCAAGAUGGAGUUUAG
Molecule: messenger RNA, 975 nt
Organism: Selaginella moellendorffii
Lineage: Eukaryota; Viridiplantae; Streptophyta; Lycopodiopsida; Selaginellales; Selaginellaceae
Exons: 6
Coding region: 1-975 (324 amino acids)
Biological process (GO): DNA integration
Molecular function (GO): nucleic acid binding
Source: RefSeq, a predicted model, not a curated record